AGGAAACUGCACGAACCCCCGGUGCACGUUUGCCCACAACGAGCGGGAGCUGCGAACCACGUCAGGCUUCUUCAAGACGAAGAUGUGCAGUUUCGCCGCCAGCGGGCGCUGCAAGCAUGGCGCGGCCUGCCGCUUCGCCCACAGCCGCACUGAAAUCCUGGCCAUCCCGGAGCAGUGCACCUCUGGCUCCGACGAGGGCCCGCCAGGCGCGCAGAGCCGCGUGCCUCCGGCGGAAGCGCCGCCGGCGCCUCCGAGCCAGAGCGGUCAGUCCAGCAGCAACAACGGCUCCUCGUCGGAGCAGAACGAGCGCGACGUGUUCCGCGACGCGACCUCGGACCAGUCCACCCGCGACGCGACGAGCGCCACCGUGUCGACGCCCGAGGGCUCGGGCGACUCCAUGCAGGACGAGAGCUCGGUGCGCGGCGUCCGGCGCCGACGAGCACAGGCCGCGCCGGUGCGGCAUUGCACCACCAUGAUGAUCAGCAACGUCCCCAACUUCCUGACGCAGGGCGCGGUCGUCUCUCUGCUCGAGGACCUCACGGCGUGCAUGCGCGGGGCGUUCGACUUCUUCUACUGCCCGUGGAACCCCAACCAGGACCGGAACCUGGGCUACGCCAUCCUGAACUUCUUCUCGCGCUCCACCGCCGCGGAGUUCGAGCGCCAGUGGGCGAACGAGCCCCUCCUGCCGGGGACCCACGGCGCCAAGAAGAUGAAGAUCGUGCCCGCGGCGCUGCAGGGCCGCGCCGCCAACAUCAGGCACUUCUCGGGCUUCAGCCUGGCGCACCACCGGGACCCGAGGUUCAGGCCGCUGGUGCGCGCGGCUGCCAACGAGGCCUUGCGCCCGAUGGCGCUGCCCGACGAGAUCGUGCAGCCAGUGCAGCAGGACCACGCCGAGGAGGACGACGACUUCCUGGACCCCUACCAGGACUCCUGCCAGGACUCCUACUUGUGCCAGCCGGCCCGCGGGCUGGGCCACGGGGGUGGCGGCGCGAGGGGGUUCCCGGACCCAGCGGCGCUGCAGGAGCGCUGGGACGGCGCCGGCUUCGGGCAGCAGGGGGGCGGGCCUCGCCUGUCAUCAAGGACCGACGCCUCCAGGUCCAACGGCCGCGUGCUGGCCCGCGAGGGCACCCAGAUGGUGAUCUACAUCACGGGCAGCAAGACGGACCAGCUCAACGUCGGGACGGUGAGGAACCACUACCGCGCCGGCACGACGCUCUGCUCGAUCGCGGCGAUGGAGCGGCUCCAGGCUCACCAUCCCCAGCGGAUAGAGGGCACCGAAGAACGGCUGCCCAUUGUCCGCUGGGCGUCAGGUACCCCAAUUCGCAGGGCCGAGGUGCAGCACUUCCUGGCGGUCGCGGGGCUGGCCGCCGGGCUCUCCAGGGAGGAGAUCGGCAGCCGCUCCUUGAGGGUCGGCGGAGCGACCGCGAUGUACCACGUGACCGAAGGCCUCUCCCGGGCGCGCCGGUUCGGGCGCUGGCAGUCAGACGCGUUCCACGGCUACCUGUGGGAGUCGCACGAGCCGAUGAAGGGCGUCUCCAGCGAGAUAGCCAGGGGCACCUCCUCGCUGACCAACCCGGCGAAGGACAGCACCCCCGCCAGGGCCGCCGCCGGCGCCGAGGGCGCCAGGUCGGGCUCCGCCGGCAAUCAGUGCGCCAGCGUGAGCCCCGGUCUAACCUCACGGAGGACAGCCGUGCACGCCGGCAUCAGCUGCCUGGCGGCGAGCGGCCAGCAGGAGGGCCAGUUGGGCCCCAUGCGCGCGCCGGCGCCUGCGCCCGCAAUGCUGACGUGCAAGGCCCGCCAGACCAGCGUGUAG
Prorocentrum cordatum is the source of this 1813-nucleotide messenger RNA. NCBI's taxonomy places the organism in Eukaryota, Dinophyceae, Prorocentrales, Prorocentraceae. The record is from the annotation of a GenBank genome assembly.